Molecule: messenger RNA, 657 nt
Organism: Nerophis lumbriciformis (worm pipefish)
Lineage: Eukaryota; Metazoa; Chordata; Actinopteri; Syngnathiformes; Syngnathidae
Source: RefSeq, a predicted model, not a curated record
AUGCGAUUCGAUUUGCCCCUGCAGCACGGCGUGCUGAUCCAGCGUUACAAGCGAUUUCUCGCCGACGUCGAGCUCGAAGACGGCUCGCGACUGACCGUCCACUGCCCGAACUCGGGCUCGAUGAAGGCUUGCUCCGAGCCUGGCCGGCCGGUGGUGAUUUCGGACUCCGGCAAUCCCAAGCGCAAGCUGCGCCACACCUUGGAGAUGAUCCGCAUGGGGCGCACUUGGCGCGGGCGGAUACCGGAACUGGCUGGCUAUGGCGAGCUGCGUCGCGAGGUGCCUUACGCCGGACGCAGUCGCAUCGACUUGCUGUUGCGCGAUCCAGCCGGUCAGCGGCCCGACGCCUACGUCGAGAUCAAGAACGCGACCUACCUCGACGGCGAGCAUGCCGCUUUUCCCGAUGCGGUGACCGAGCGUGGUCGCAAGCAUCUCGAGGACCUGGCCGAGAUGGUGAGCCAAGGUCACCGGUCGGUGAUCUUCUACUUCAUCGGCCGCGCCGACUGCCGGCGCAUGCGGCCGGCCGACGAGAUAGAUCCGGCUUACGGCGAGGAGCUGCGCCGGGCGGUCGGCGCUGGUGUCGAAGCGCUGGCCUACGGAUUUCGCUUCAGCCCGGGCCGUGGCAUCGAGCUCGUCGGCAGCUUGCCGGUCGACCUGUAG